AUGUCAGAGCAAGAGAACUCAGAGAAUAAUAAUCAGCACCCCCCUCCGAGUCCCCAAAUCCCUAUAUUUGCCAAUCUUACUCUCAUCACUCGGAGUCCUAGAGCUCCCAAGUUCAAACGAUCCAAAUACUAUUACCGCGACGGAAGCGCUGUGUUCUUGGCUGGAGACACUUUAUUUAAGUUUCAAGCGUCGUUGAUAGCCGCAGAUCCCGACGUUCGGAACUACGAAUUCGAGGACUUAACGAGAGACUUGAUCAAUCGCUUGGAUGCAGACAUUAAUGCAUCAGGCUCUAGCGAUACAAACCCUAUUGUUCUUCCGGCAGAUAUCACGGCAGGUUUAUUCGAAUGUUUCUUAUCACUUCAAUUUGGAGGGUAA
Molecule: messenger RNA, 375 nt
Organism: Rhizoctonia solani
Lineage: Eukaryota; Fungi; Basidiomycota; Agaricomycetes; Cantharellales; Ceratobasidiaceae
Exons: 2
Coding region: 1-375 (124 amino acids)
Source: RefSeq, a predicted model, not a curated record